Microbotryum saponariae is the source of this 3638-nucleotide messenger RNA. NCBI's taxonomy places the organism in Eukaryota, Fungi, Basidiomycota, Microbotryomycetes, Microbotryales, Microbotryaceae. The record is from the annotation of a GenBank genome assembly.
AUGCUACUCGAAUUGCUCCGUCAACGUGAGUUAUUCCUGGCCCCUGGGCCGUGCUGCCCAGGCGAGGUUCACGUAGCCAGCUCCGGCCGGGCGACGCUCGACGCAGGCCGUCAUUGACCGAUGGACUGACAGUUCCCACCUCCUGGAAUCGAGAAUGCAGGCUAUCUCGAGAUGCUGCGGUCGGUGCCGUCGCGGUGGAAAGUCCUCAUCGUUGACGAGUAUACGCGCCCGAUGCUCAAUUCAGUGCUGUCGACCUACGACAUCCUCGAGGAAGGUGUUCAACGUAAGCGCACAUUCUGCCGUCGACCGGUGCGACGUGGGCCACCACCACGGCACCAGGGGGGCUGGGACAGCAGGACCUGGGACGUGGGGAGUGGGCUCACGAUCAAGCCAGACUCCCGCGUCUCGUCUCCGGGUGACAUGCAGUACGCGACAUCUAUCAUCACAACAUCUAUCUCACUCGGCACUGGCUCCAAUUCGCCGAGCCCAUUCUGGAAAUGACAUAGCUCCACUGGAACCCUGCUCACCCUCGUACCGGCGUUCGGCUCGGCUUUUGCACAGAGGUCGAUGUCAUCACCGCGCCCCGUUCGCCGCAGCCCCGUCUGGCGGCUAUCUACCUCGUCAUGCCGACCGCACAAAACGUGGACCUGAUUUUGCGCGACUUUGCUCCCCACUCGUCGCCCAACUCCAACUCUGCGCAGCGUUCUUCCAAGAAACGCGAGCCGGCGCAUUCGAGCGCACAGGCAGAGCCUCCCCGGUACGCUUCGGCCUACCUUCAAUUUUUAGAGGGUCAGUCCGUCUUGUGUUGCCGACUCUACUCUCGACGAGCAAAAGCGAUCGGAGUCCAACCUGCCUCUUACCGGCGCGAACAUCUCCGGCAGGCAUCGACGACCAACUUGUCGGUAGAUUAGCGUCUGAGCUUCCCCACACCUAUCUCCUGGCCCUCAAAGAGCUAUACCUCAACCUCCACGGUGCGUCACGGAGUGCGAAGCAGAUCCAACAGCGUCUUUCCUAACCCCUCUGUCUCCAUCAGCGCUCGAAUCUCGGGUCUUCAGUCUCAAGUCGCCCCACGCCUUCCUGAGCCUUUUCUCACCCCCGGGAGCAAAAGUCGACGACAGUGUCGCUCGGUGGAACUAUGAAAUUUCUCGCAUGAGUCACACCGUCAGUCAUGUGCGGCCUCCAUCGAGUGUCGCACGGAAAAUACUCAUUUUUGAACUUUGGCUCGAAUUACUCGCUUCCUCAGCUCGUCAAUGCUCUGGCGACACUGGGUGAAUAUCCCGUGAUUCGAUACUACAGCCCGCCUUCCUCAUUUCAUGGUCUGCUCGGGCCCGCUGCUGCCGCUGGGGAACCCAUGUGCAAGCGGUUGGCCGAGCGAGUGCAGGCCGAGAUCGACGCGUAUGCUCGGGACAACAGCGAUUUCCCGGUUAGUGAUUGACGGGCUGUCCGCCUUUUAUCUCCCCGCGGCCUGACAAACUUGCGAUGCUGCAUCGGUUCACAGCCGAUAUCUGAUCCCCCACGGCCUCGCGGAGUUCUGCUCAUCACCGACCGGUCGAUGGAUCUGUAUGCGCCAUUCGUUCAUGAAUUCACAUACCAAGCCAUGUGCAACGACCUGCUCGACAUCGAAGAUGGUCGCACGUAUAGGUGAGCUCAAGUUGACGAAGUGGCCAGGAAUAUUGGCGUAACCCACACAAGUCACCAAUCGUCGCAGGUACACAUUUCGCAAUGCUGCGAACGAUGUCGAGGACAAGGAAGCCAUUCUCUCCGAGGAGGACAGCGUGUGGACGGAAGUGCGACAUAUGCACAUGAAAGAUGCGCUGGACAAGCUUAUCGCCGACUUUAAAGCGUAUGCAGGGGAGCACGAUGGCAAGUUUGGUCAAAGUGGAGGAACGAGCUUGAAUGACAUGAAGGACAUGCUCGCAAGUCUUCCCCAGCUGCGAGAAGCUAAAGAAAAGGUGGGUUCUGGGUCGCCAGUACCCCAUCGAUGUGCACGUGCAAAGUCAUCUCACUCUAUGCCAAUUAUGCGUUCAGCUUUCGCUGCAUCUGACAAUGGCGGAGAAGUGCAUGCACCUGUUCGAAAAGAAGAAGUUGCCCUCGGCCGCGUUUGUGGAGCAGGUAUGUCGGUACUGGGCUUCGGCGAUCCCGACCGUACCGCCCACUUAUUUUGAUCCCUUGUCGCAAAGUGCUGCGCCACAGGUGUCACACCAGAAGGCAAGAUACCUAAGACUUUAGUGGAGGAGAUGGUUCCGCUGCUUGAUGAUAGAUCAGUGAGGUAAAAUCUGAGCCCCGGGCUCUACGCAAAAUAGGGUAUAGACGCAUUGUCACGAGAGCUGACAUGAGCGAACGAGCACAUCGCAGCUCGACUGACAAACUCCGGAUCAUUGCCCUGUACAUCAUGCACCGUGACGGCGUGCCGGAAGGCGACAGGAGGCGACUCUACCAGCACGCACGCUUGGCACUGCACGAAAUGGACGCUGUCGACAAUUUGUCGCAAAUGGGGAUCAACGUCUCGAAAGACUCCGGCAAAAAGCGCAAGGCUCUGUUCAAACAACGGCCCGAAGAGGACUCGUACGACAUUUCACGAUUUCAGCCUGCGCUCAAGUACAUGCUUGAAGAGCACAUUGCAGGUUCCCUCGAUCAAACAACGUUCCCAUAUGUGCGUGAUGCACCUCCGAGUGGCGGCUCGUCAUCGUCACGGGCAGCAUCUGUCGCGCCGACUCAAGCUGGCUCACUACGGAGCGCAAGGCCUCAGUGGACGGCCACGCGGGGGCGACGGACGAUCGCAGAACUCCGUCAACGAGUGAUUGUCUUUGUCGCGGGAGGUAUGACCUUUUCCGAGGUCCGAGCUGUGUAUGUCCGGUCACUGCUUCCCUUCACGUCAUGUCCCAGCGAUAACUUACGCAAACAACUGACCGCGCCUUCAAACAGCUACAAAUUGUCCGAAUCCGCCAACAAAGACAUCAUCAUUGGUAGGCAGGCAAACGACGUCUACAUCGGUUACAGAUCGCGUCUGAUUGCACUUCCCUCGCUCCCAACCAUUCACAGGUUCUACAAGCACCAUCACACCCGAGCAAUUCGUCUCGGACCUCUCCAAUCUCGAUCGCGGUCCUCCGGGGAGCGACGCAUCCCCAAUACCGCCAACUGCACUCUCGGCAUCCCGGAAAGGAAGCAAAACCUCGAUCCUGGCAUCGCAUUCGCACCAAACGAAUGACAGGUCUCACCCUCAUUCACUUGCCCCUCCAUCAGGUCAAACUCGCUACGGCCCGGAAACCCAUGCCCACUCCCAUUCCCAUCCUCAUUCGCAAGGAGGGGGUCCUCCUCCCGGUAACCAUAUGCCCCCGCCCCCCAACUCGUAUCCGUCGUCCACUUCUUCGCGAGAUCCUCGAAAGCUCUCUCCCCUCGAGUAUGCUCCCUCGUCGCAUUCAUCCAGUUUGUCGCCCCACGCGUACUCGCCCGCGCAUAUUACCUCGAUCCCGUCGCCCUCGUCGAUUCGGUCAGUCUCGACGUCGUCGUCGGCGAUGCAUACCUCGGACCCGACUACUGUAACCCCGAGGGGCAACAAAACCCAGGGCUCCUCAAAUGUCGCGGCCGAGGUUGGAGAAAAGGAGAAAAAGAAGAAGAAGAAGCUGUUUGGAUUCUGA